Octopus sinensis (East Asian common octopus) is the source of this 1024-nucleotide messenger RNA. RefSeq names its product rho GTPase-activating protein gacN-like. The record is from RefSeq and is a predicted model, not a curated record. Lineage: Eukaryota; Metazoa; Mollusca; Cephalopoda; Octopoda; Octopodidae. Bases 199 to 990 code for a protein of 263 amino acids. The transcript is spliced from 8 exons. Gene Ontology annotation, cellular component: cytoplasm.
CUAUCAAUAUAUAUAUAUAUAUAGAGAGAGAGAAAGAGAUCUUAGUUGGGUCGAUAAAGGUGCAAAACUUAUAAACUGUAUCAUUAGGAACAAGACCAACACCUCGGCCCCUUUUACUCCCUUUCAUCCACUAAGUAAUCUUCUGUGUCAAUUUCAUUAAAUCCUAACUUGUCUUCCCAUUCUAAACACAUAUCUACAAUGGAACCAUCAUUUGACACACUUUUCAACCAAAUUCUCGAAGCUGAACAAAUUGCAGAGAAAAUAAGGAACGAUUCUCGAAAAGAAAUAGAGAUGUAUGAGAAGCUGAUCAACGAGCAGCACCAGGAAAAUUCUUUACUUGAACUCAAAAUAUCUCAAAUGCAAGAGCAGCUGCAGGAAGAGACAUUAGAGUCGAAAUGCUGCCAGAUUAGAACUGACACUUUGAAUAAACAGAAAAAAGAUCUGCAAGAGAGAUACGAGACCUACACAAAAAUACUGAACAACACCAAACAACAGUGGCGCCAGGAGUUUGUGGAGUUCUGUAAUGAGGUGCCAAUCUUCCUCAAUACACAUGGCCUGAUGGCUUCUACCAGGAAAAAUGGUAACGUUGCCAUCAAGAGAGAAAUGGAGAAACUUCUUGAAGAAGAAAAACUUUUGAAAACCAAAUUGAAGAAUUAUGAAGAUAUUUCAGAGAAGUUGAAGGAUUUAAAUAACCAAUACCAACAGCACCAACAUCAACUUGAAGAACAAGACAAAGCAUUUGAUGAGCUGAAGCGGGAGAAGGAGAUGUACACUGACAAGUUACAGAAGUUAACUAAAGAAAAACGUGAAGUUGACUGCAAACCCAAAACCGAUCCCUACUUCCUUGGACUACAUAGUGAGACUGUGAAUCAACAGAGGGAGUAUGACCACUUGAGGAAACAGUGGGAGCAGAAAAUCUUGCAGUUGAAGCAUCUUCAACAAAAACACAGCAAAAACAAGUCUAAAUUAGCCAAACCUACAUUAAAAUGAAUGCAGUGCUCCAGCAAAUUACUGAAACAAGUAA